Molecule: messenger RNA, 2274 nt
Organism: Amblyraja radiata (thorny skate)
Lineage: Eukaryota; Metazoa; Chordata; Chondrichthyes; Rajiformes; Rajidae
Product: seizure protein 6-like
Exons: 14
Coding region: 1-2085 (694 amino acids)
Source: RefSeq, a predicted model, not a curated record
AUGGAGCGGUCCGGCCCGGAUCUUCAAGCCGUGGGUGCGGCACGGACUUACUAUCGCGGAGCCUGGGAUCUUUUGCCGGGGCCUGCGGACAUUAACACCGUGAAGCCCGUAGUCUCCGUGGCUUUCACUGUCUCUCUCUCUGUGCCUCUUGUCUCCGCAGCCUACUUGCUGAGCUGUGGCUUCCCGCAGAAGCCGUUGUCUGGCGACGUAUCGGUCACCAGCCUGCACCCCGGCGGCCUGGCGCAUUUCUACUGCAACUCUGGCUACCGGCUGCUGGGUUCGCCAUCUCUCACCUGCAUCAACGCCAGCAAGGCGCGCUGGAGCGACACCGAGCCCCAAUGCAUCGCUACCUGUGGCGGGGUGAUCAGGAACGCCACUGUCGGACGCAUCAUCUCGCCAAACUUCCCGGCCAACUACAGCAACAACCUCACCUGCUACUGGCUGGUGGCCUCUCCACGGGGGCAGAAACUCCACCUGCACUUUGAGAAGGUGGCGCUGGCUGAAGAUGACGACAGACUCAUCAUUCGGAAUGGGAAUAAUAUUGAUGCGCCGAUCGUUUAUGAUUCCUAUGAAGUGGAGUACCUGCCCAUUGAAGGCCUGGUCAGUGAAAGCGAACACUUCUUCAUUGAACUAACCACAGACAGUACCGGCACCUCCAUGGGACUGGCCUUAAGAUACGAAGCCUUUGAUCAGGGCCAUUGUUACGAGCCCUACAUUAAGUACGGCAACUUCACGGCGGGAGACGCGACCUACCAGGUGGGAACGGUGGCUGAGUUCACCUGCGACCCAGGAUACACGCUGGAACAAGGGUCGGUGAUCAUCGAAUGCGUGGAUAUCCGUGACCCUCAGUGGAACGAGACGGAACCAGCCUGCCGAGCCGUGUGUAGCGGUGAGGCCACAGACUCGUCUGGAGUAGUGCUGUCCCCCAACUGGCCCGAGGCGUACGACAAGGGGCAGGACUGCAUCUGGGGCAUCCACGUGGAAGAAGACAAGAGAAUCAUGCUGGACCUCCAGGCGUUAACACUGGGAAAGAAUGACGUGCUGACGUUUUUCGAUGGGGACGACCUGACGGCCAGAAUAUUGGGUCAAUACUCGGGAAACCACCAUCCCUUCAAGCUCUACACCACCAUGGCAGACGCCACCAUCCAGUUCCAAUCGGAUCCGGCCAGCAACGUGUUUGGGUACCAACAAGGUUUUGUCAUUCAUUUUGAAGAGGUCGCCAGGAACGACACGUGUCCGGAGAUCCCGGAGAUUCUCAACGGCUGGAAGACGACCUCCCACCCGGAGCUAAUCCACGGGACGGUGGUGACCUACCAGUGCUACCCGGGAUACGAGCUGCUCGGAGCCGACAUCCUCAUGUGCCAGUGGGACUUGUCGUGGAGUGGGGACUCACCCCGGUGUGAGAAGAUUAUAUUCUGCGCUGAGCCAAGGGCCAUUGACCACAGUCGCAGAGUCGUUUCAGACGCAAAGUUUUCGAUCGGGUCGACGGUGCAAUACGUGUGCAACAAGGGCUACGCAGUGUCUGGCAGCAGCACCUUGACGUGCUACAACAGGCAGUCUGGCAAUCCCAAGUGGAGCGACAAAACGCCAAAGUGUCUACCGGAAAUCUUUGAACCGUGUCGUAAUCCCGGGGCGCCGGACAACGGUUAUCGGACGGCAGAGAAGACGGUGUACCAGACAGGCGAGAUCUUGCGGUUUGCCUGCUACGAUGGCUAUGAGUUAACGGGAGAUGCCAGCAUCAAAUGCCUCCCUGGUCACCCCUCAGAGUGGAGCCACCCACCACCCUUCUGCAAAGUUACCUAUGACGAGUACUUCAAUGAAAGGAGGCUGGAAGUGGCCAAGGCAGCGACAACGGGAGACCAGAUGGGAGGCAGCAACAUUGCCAUCGUGGUUUUCAUCCCCAUGAUUGUCAUCGCUCUGCUCAUAGGUGGCGUCUAUUUCUACUUCACAAAGUUCCAGGGUAAGUCCACGCUGAGAUUGCCACUGGCAGGAACCCUCCCGUACAACCACAUCACCGUGGAAUCGGCCUUUGACAACCCCAUAUACGAGACUGGAGAGGCACGGGAAUAUGAAGUUUCAAUUUAAAGACGGACGUUCCUCGUUACAGAAAAACACUUUCCAGAAUCUCUCUCUCUCUCUCCCCCCCCUCCCCCAUCUCUUUCAUUCCUUCUCCUCCUGCCCCUCACCAUUGUUGAACACAAACUUCCCGGAGCCUGUUUCUCAGAACAGUUUUUUUGCUCUCCAACGAGAAAAUAAAAUAAAGUCUAAAACACA